AUGGCCCUCUUCAGUGGUAUCGCGGCCGCUAUAGGCACGGCCAGCGAUGCUGUCAUGGAAUGUGAGCUUGCUCCAUCAGCUCGUUGUACGCGUCGAGCUUUCCACUCAGUGACACUCACGACUCACGACUCACGACUGACACGAAACGCGAUGCAGGGACGCCUCUCGUUCUGCUUUCUCUGUUCCUAGUAUCUUCGUGAGUAAUCUUGGGGAUAAAUUGAGAUUCCCGUGUUCAUGGCCCUUUUCCAUGUGAUCUCUCGGCGUUCGACAGCAUGCUCCUCUACAUUGCACUUCCCCCUCGUUGGAACGAAGGAUUGUUUUGGGCAUACACGGUGCUGCAGACUUUUGUGUCGCUGUCCGUCACCGUGGAAGCGGUGCACUCCAUCAGACCUGCCAUACUUGCGCGUCGUGCCAGACGCAAGGCGGAGAAGGAAGGCUUUACUGAUCUGGCCCGGGAGAAGGAUUGUCCGUUUGUGAGUGAUGGGCUGGGAGGGAGGGGAUUUGAAUUUUGUUGUCAAGUUCGAUCUCAAGUGUCUCCUCCUGCGGUGUAGUUCGACAUUGUGGUCGUAGCCUACCUGCCGAACGAGGUGAAGGUUUCGUGAGCCAGGCCUUGUUGAGGCGGAGCUGACGGACACAUCCGUUGCAGGCCGACAUCAUCUUAAAGCAGGUGCGGUGCCGGACUUUGACACCUUGCGUGAGCGCCAUGCUGAUGUCGAUCGUGCACCUUCCAGAUGCGCUACAUCAUCCGAGAGCUUCGCUAUCCCGCGUCUCGGUUCAAUCUCAUGGUGGUCUACAAUACACCAAAGCCCAUGGAAGCCCUGGAAGCGGAAAUGCAAGCUCUCGCGGGACGUUACGAUAAUGUCCAAGUGCACAAGGUCUUGGGCAGCAAGAGCAAGUGCGAUGUGAGUGCGUCCCCUUUGACCUUGUCCGCUCGCCGCUCCGCGUUGAGAGACUUGAUAAGCUGUGCAGAACGUCAAUUACUACUUGAAGAAUGUGUCAAGCAUAGCGGACAUCGUCGCCAUUUUGUGAGCACGGGAUCAUUGCUAGUAACUCAGCGCAACCCUGUGUGAAAUCUGAUGGGCCCUUCUCGACUCCUCUUGCAGCGAUGCUGAUCACUGUCCAGAAGGUUGCGCGCUUCAUUGGGCGGCAAGGCGCUUCAAGACUGGAGACAUCGACGUAGUUCAAGGAAAGUCGAGAGAGAGAGCGUGAGCGUGAGCAUUCAUGCGGCAACUGCGCUGACGAGUACCCCCCUGUCUAUAGGCCGUUGCUGCAUCUACAACUUCGACGAGACCUGGCUCACGCGCUGUGAGAGACACGUGGUCAGACUUGGGAUGCGGGUCAAUGUGGAUGCUGAAUGUUGGCUUGUUUGACCGUAGUGGUUGCAGCCGAGUUCGACGCCAUCUAUGGAUGUUUUCACCUUGGGCGCGCAGCUGGUGAGUUCCACGCCACCCCCCCUUUCCAUUUUGUUUUGCUGCUUGUAGAUGACCGAAAGAUGGAUUCAAAACUUGCUCAGCGCACGGUUUCGGCUUGUGAGUGCACGAUCGCAUCUCUUUCGAGGUCAUGCUUCCCGCAUCUUAAAUGGGAUGGCUCGGAUGUAAUCAGGUUCGGCGGGUCGAACGGCUACUGGAACGCAUCACUUCUGCGGUCCCUAGGCAUGGACGGUCGUAUGCUGGUGCGUGUCAUGGUGAUCCAACGACCGAGCGCAAAGUGCUGACGACCCGCUCGCCCUCCAGACCGAGGACAUCGAUGCAACCAUGCGAGCCAUCACUAGCGGCGCGAGAGUCGCCUACGACAUCAAGAUCGUCUCCUUCGAGACCGCUCCGUGAGUGCGACUUGGGUUUCUCUAGCUCGUGCUUCGCCCCAUCUUUACCCAUGUGUGAUCCGCGCCACUCUUCAGAACGACUUUCAAGGCGUUGCUCAAACAGAGACUCCGCUGGUCACAAGGGUGGACGCAAGUGCAUACCAAGCUUGACCUGAUGUUAGCACGAUUGCACGCUUUGAUCCACCUAGCCCCCACUUCAGGUAGCUCUGCGUCACUCCUUGACGGCGAUCAAGAGAGGUGCGCAUGGUGCAAAGCUCCGCAGCCGGCUUGGAAUGUGGUUCCUCCUCCCCUUUCGCGAAAUGUACUUUUGUAAGUGACUCGGCCUAUGUGUCGAGGGAUUCGAAUGUGAAAGGUGUCGCUGAUUUCGACUUGGUCUGAUUGCAGAUCUGCCGAUUCAGCUUGUGAGUGAGCAAGCAGAGAUCAGAGUGGUGCGGCAAUUGCUCAGCAUGUUUGUUUGCAGACUUGCUUGCUGUUGGCAUACGUGAUUCUCAAUCCGCCUCGCACCUUCGCGGACUUCUGGUACGGUCUGUAAGUCAUGCCAAGGCCUUUGUCCCGCUUCAUUCUCUUGCUUUCAGCUCACGCCCCCCUCUCGCUUGCGCGUGCAGGACCGGAUAUCACGUCACCAACUGGUUGCUGGCUUUCAAUAUAAUCAGGUGAGGGGGGCAACAAGUCAUUCUGGACGCUUGUCGAGCACCGUGUGUGCUGAAAAAGGCUCGGACUUGGCCCUGUUUCAGUCUUGCCACUGUGUCCAUGAUCAACCUGCGCAACCGAUCUCCCUUCACAAGGCCUUGGGCAAUCAUUCUCUUCGGCAUUUGCUGUCCACUUUGGUUUACCAUGUCGAGCAUUGGAGCCGUCUUUGCUCACUUCCGCCAAGUCGCCAAAUACGAGAAGGUGAGUGCGGGUGCGUGCACUGCAAAGUAGUAUGGUCAGCUGAGUCCUGACCUUGCAACAUUAUCGCUGCCAAAGUGGAACCCCACUGCCCGCGGAGCGCCAAAGCCCAAAGUAGUCAUCGCCACUCCUCGCGUCGACGCAGAGUAG
Messenger RNA from Ceraceosorus bombacis, 2860 nucleotides. The record is from the annotation of a GenBank genome assembly. Lineage: Eukaryota; Fungi; Basidiomycota; Exobasidiomycetes; Ceraceosorales; Ceraceosoraceae.